Molecule: messenger RNA, 574 nt
Organism: Gaeumannomyces tritici R3-111a-1
Lineage: Eukaryota; Fungi; Ascomycota; Sordariomycetes; Magnaporthales; Magnaporthaceae
Exons: 1
Coding region: 245-574 (109 amino acids)
Source: RefSeq, a predicted model, not a curated record
CUCCCUUCCCCUCUCUGGUUUGGUGCAUUCCCUGUUCCAGAAGCAAGUGCAGCUCAGACGACGAUGCAUUCCACACACACCUGCUGUCGGUGCACGCACACACAUUCUGUCUCUGCCUCCUUUCUUUCACAACACGCAUGAGCGGACAACGCUUGUCGUGGUUUCCCAAUCACAAGCCGGCGCUUUUCAUAGAGUUCAGUAGCGACUGGUUCGUCGCAGCGCGCCCGCCCGCCCGCCGUGUGUCAUGCUCUCGGUGGCCCGUCUCUUUCUCUGUCCCCUGUUUCCGCCUGCCUCGCUCCCCGCGCACUACUGGAGCCAGAGCAAGUUGAGCGUAGUCCAGACAAGAGAGAGAGAAAAAAUGAGCUCAAACGCGCAGAUGGACGCCAUGCACCUUCCCCCUAAUGCAAAGAACAGGAUUCACCGCCUUCCCUCAAGCGUCGGCGGCGACUGCCAUUUGCCUGCCCCCACGAGACGGAAGGCACAGGUUGACUGCUGGACUGCUGCUUCUGAUUUGGGUGGGUUGUGCGAGUGGUCCUCCUGCCUGGGCUGGGUUGGUGGUGGUCGCCUUCUGUAA